CGGCGGCAGUGUGAACUCUGGUGUCUGCUCCGGGAACUAGCAUGACAGAAGUUUUGUUGCUAGGGCGGAGGAGACCCGAGAUGCCACGGCUGCCGUGUCUCACUUAGUGUUCGCUGUAGGCCACUUUGGCUGCUAGUGCGCAGUGCUGCCCUUCACACUUGCUCGGAGCCCCUCCACUGGCCCGUCUUGCUGCAGGCAUUCUGGCCCCUGGCCCAGCUCCCUCGGAGGGCCCCUCUCCUGCAGUGCCGACAGCGCCCUCUGCAAUUCUCCCCAGGGAAAAUAGAGGAGAAGGGAAUACCAUGGGACAAACAGUGAAUGAAGAAUCAAUGGAUGUCAAGAAGGACAAUCAAGAAAAAACAACUCAUUCAAGUACAUCUUCUGUGCAAAGAAAUUAUUUUGACUGGGACAAAUAUUUGAAAGAAACUGGUUCUAUAAGUGCUCCUUCAGAGUACUUCAGACAGUCUAAGAUUCCACCAACUAAUGAAUUCCAAGUUGGUAUGAAAUUGGAAGCCCGUGACCCUCGCAAUUUUGCUUCAGUGUGCGUUGCUUCUGUUAUUGCAACUACUGGUGCCAGAUUGCGUUUACGACUGGAUGGUAGUGACAAUAAGAAUGAUUUUUGGAGACUUGUUGAUUCAUCAGACAUACAGCCUGUUGGGACCUGUGAACAGGAAGGAGAUUUACUUCAACCCCCACUGGGGUACAGAAUGAAUGUUUCAUCAUGGCCCAUGUUCUUACUACGAACACUAACUGGAUCUGAACUGGCACCUGCAGGGUUCUUUAAGAAAGAACCACCACCACCACCCGUAAAUAAUUUUAAAGUUGGGAUGAAGAUUGAAGCCGUCGAUAGAAAAAAUCCAUUUUUGAUCUGUCCUGCCACAAUUGGAGCUGUCAGAGGAGAUCAAAUUUAUAUUACUUUUGAUGGAUGGAGUGGGGCAUUUGAUUAUUGGUGCAGAUAUGACUCUCGGGACAUCUUCCCAGUUGGAUGGUGCUGCCUCACAGGAGAUGUAUUGCAGCCACCAGGAAACAUUGCUGAAAGGAAACCAAGGAGCAAAGCAGUGACUGAACCUUGGAAAGAUGGAGCCACAGCUUCAGAAAGUGAAGAAGCAGCUCCAGAAGCUGCAGAAAACCCUAAGGACAGUGUAUUCACCAACCCUUUUGAGGAUGAAGACAGACCUGUAAAAGAUGAUCAAGCAGCCACAGCUGGGAAAAAACCCAAGGGCAGAGGAUUCACCAAACCCGGGAAAGAUGAAGCUAGACCUGGAAAAGAUAACCAAGCAACUCCAGCUGGGGAAAAACCCAAGGGCAGAGGAAUCACCAAAACUUGGGAAGAAGCCAGACCAGGGAAAGAUGUCCAAGCAGCCCCAGCUGGGAAAAAGCCCAAGGACAGAGGAUUCACCAAACCUUGGGAAGAAGAAGCCAGACCAGGGAAAGCCAGACCAGGGAAAGAUGUCCAAGCAGCCCCAGUUGAGAGUAAACCAAAGAGCAAGAGAGUCACCAAACCUUGGAAAGAACAGGCCACUCCUUUUGAAGAUGAAGCAGAAGCCCCAGCUAAGAAAAAGCCCAGGGUCAAGACAGUCACCAAACCACGGAAAGACCAAACCGAACUUUUUGAGUAUGAAGAAGCAGCCCCAGCCAAGAAAAAACCCAAGGCCGAGACAGUAACCAAACCAUGGAAAGACCAAGCUGGACAUUUUGAGUAUGAAGAGCCAGCAGCCCCAGCUGAGAAAAAACGCAAGGGCAAAAAAGUCACCAAACCAUGGACAGACCAAACUGGACUUUUUGAAUAUGAAGAAGCAGGUCCAGCUAAGAAAAAACACAAGGGCAAGACAGUCACCAAAACAUCGAAAGACCAAGCUGGACUUUUUGAAUACGAAGAACCUGCCCCAGGUGAGAAAAAACGCAAGGGCAAAACAGUCAUCAAACCUCGGAAAGACCAAGCUGGAAUUUUUGAAUAUGAAGAAGCUGUUCCAGCUGAGAAAAAACGCAAGGGCAGGCCAGUCACCAAACCUUGGAAAGAUGAAGCAAGUCAUUUUGAAAAUGAAGAAGCAGCCCGAGGUAAGAAAAAACGCAAGGACAAAAGAGUCAGUAAAUUUUGGGAAGACCAAGCCAAACUUUUGGAAGAUGAAGAAGCAAUUCCAGCUCUUUUCUCAGCUCUUUCAGUGAAGAGUGCAGAGAACACACCACCUUCCUCCUAUGAACAAACAAAAACCCCUACCUCUGAGAAAAAAAAGUCUUCCACCUCCAAAGGGGCUAAAUCUCCAAAAAAGAAGUCUCCACAGAAAACAACUCUUGUACUACCAGUACCAAAGACCAGCAAGAAAUCAGGAAAAACUAAACCAACUGGAGAUACUUCAGCUACAACGAAGGGUACUUGUAAAACUGUCUUACCAAAGGAAAAAGGUAGACAGUCAGCGGUAAAGGAAAAAUGUAUUCCAGUUAUUUCUUCUACAUCUACAGCAUCUCUCAGUUCACUAAUUAGAAGAUCUUCAUCUAAUAAGCCUCCUGUGGGGCCAUCUAAAAUAGUGAUGUCUACAGUCUGUGUCUAUAUAAAUAAACAUGGAGAUUGUGGCCCCUACCUGAAUCCACAGAAAGUUCAGCAGCUGCCUGACCAUUUUGGCCCAGGUCCUGUGAAUGUGAUUCUCCGGCGGGUUGUACAGGCCUGUGUGGAUUGUGCCAUUGAUUCCAAGACUGUGUUUUUAUUUAUUAAGCCAGAUAAUCGAGGAGGAGAAGUAAUAACUGCCUUCUUUGAUGAGAAAGUUCAUAGUGUUCAGCUCCCUCCAGUGAAUAGUGCAUCAUUUGCGCUUCGCUUUCUUGAAAAUUUCUGCCGCAGCAUGCAGUGCGAUAAGUUUUUGAGUAGCCAGCCUUUUAAACCCAAGGCUCAUAUUCCUACCUCUACUACAGACCUUGAUCAAAACAAACCAGCACUAAAUGAGGAACUAAAGGAAAGUAGAAGACUCAAACGAUGUUCUCAGCGACCUCUAACUUUUGCUCCAGUCUCAUCAAAGGUUCCCAGAAAGAGUAGGCGAGCCUCUAAAGCUUCAAGUUAUAUAGCUGUACCUGACCCCAGUGUCCUGAAACAAGGCUUCUGUAAGGACCCUUCAACCUGGUCUGUGGAUGAAGUGAUACAGUUUAUGAAACAUACAGAUCCUCACAUAGCAGGCCCCCUCGCCGACCUCUUCAGGCAACAUGAAAUUGAUGGAAAAGCUCUACUACUACUGAAGAGUGAACUGAUGAUGAAGUAUAUGGGGCUGAAACUAGGACCAGCAUUAAAACUAUGUUACUACAUUGAAAAACUUAAAGAAAUAAAGUAUAAUUGAAAAUAUGCAAAUUUAGAUUAGAGACAAUUCUCAGGUAUACUUAAAAUGUUUUACUUUAAAAGUAAUUUCCUUCUCAUCAGUUUGUAUUUUAUGAAAGGUUUUUAUAAAAAUAUUUUAUCAAAUUGUAGUACAAUUACAUUGAUAGUAUGUUCUUACUCUUUAAAUGACAUUGAAUAUGUUUUAUUAGCAUACUUAUAACUGGCAAUUUAUUAUUUAUGUCUUUAAUUAUUUUUAUUGUGUUUACAAGUAUACUUCAUGUAGCAAACAGAGGAAAACCUUUUAUUAGGAUUAAUUUUUAUAUCUAGAACCAAAUAGCUAAACCCCAAAGGGGAAAAUACCAGCAACAUAAUCUCUAUUACAAAACCAUGACAAUUUUCUCUCAAAAGAGUUUAAUGAUGCACUUAAGCUCUCAUCUCCUUCCCCAGUCUUCUGUUCAUGAUACACUACUACUAGAAAGGAAAGAGCCAUAUAAAUGAUUUUCCUUUCUUUCCAUGCCCUGGUGGUGUAUUUGUUCAUACAAAGGGGAAAAAGCAAGUUUAUAAGCUUGCAUAAAGUGUUCUUACUAGUCUUUGAUAUUUUUAGGAUAGAUUAAAGUGAAUAAUUUUUGUGGAGGAGAUGUUUAUUCUACAAGAGUGGAUUGGAUGGAAUUGGAUAAACUUUAUACCUAUUUAAUAAUUUUCUGAAAUUUUGCUAAGCUCAAACAUUAGACAUUCAAUCCUGACAUGUCUAUUUCCAAAAUAUUUGUGUCCAAUUUUUAAAAAAUUAUUUUAUUUUGUGUUUUUUUACUCAUAUGGAUACUUUAGCAUAUUUAUAUACUAUUCUAUAUUUGUGAGAAUACACAAUUGAUUUUUUUGAUUUAUUAUGGCACUUUACACUGCCACAAAGGUAAUAAAGACCUAUAUAUAGAUGUUUAUUCCAUCAAAAAUAUGUACAUCAUUUUACUAUUCCCAGUAGCUCUCAGCUUAUUAUUCAGGUGUUAAGAAACUCUACUUAGAUUGGCUCCCACAUAGGGAAGCUCUUUAUUCUAUGCAAUAUUUCUAAUUAAUUUACUUAUUGAGCCAUCAAUUCUACUACAUUUUUAAAAAUACAUUAAUUCUGACAUUGGGGCUCUAUUUUUAUAAAUGAGAGCUUUCAAAGGAAAAUGAUACUGCGUGCUAUUACUUUAUAUAGUGGUGUAAUACAUAUAAGCUGUGAGAAUCAGUUAUACAUGUAUUAGCCAUUUGUUCUAAAUAUCAACAAAAUGUUCACCAGGAUAAGAAUGUCCAUUUUCUCUUUAAGAAUACCAAAUGUGUUCUAUAUAACAGCAGAAAUGUAUAAAAGAUUACUUCACCUAUGUCAUUUCUGGAACAACUAGAUUCUUAAAGUUGAUCUUCUUACAAAUUGUUUGUAUGAAGAUGCUAUGUCUAGUUGAGUGGUCCUCAGGUGCUUAUAAUACUAUGUUUUGUUAUCUUCAAAUUUGAAGAAUAUAAUAAAGUUAAAUAAGCACA
Messenger RNA from Alexandromys fortis (reed vole), 4804 nucleotides. RefSeq names its product Scm polycomb group protein like 2 (gene Scml2). Gene Ontology annotation, molecular function: histone binding; chromatin binding. Gene Ontology annotation, biological process: negative regulation of DNA-templated transcription. Lineage: Eukaryota; Metazoa; Chordata; Mammalia; Rodentia; Cricetidae. The record is from RefSeq and is a predicted model, not a curated record. The transcript has 28 exons. Gene Ontology annotation, cellular component: nucleus. Bases 300 to 3317 code for a protein of 1005 amino acids.